AGAACGAACCUAACCGGGACGUGGUUGGUUUCAAAAAGCGUAUGUAAACGCAUGCGUGACGCUCAGAGGAAAGGAUCAAUCAUCAACAUUGCUUCAAUUGCUGGUUUGAAUCGUGGUCAAGUGCCUGGUGGAGCUGCAUAUUCAUCUUCUAAAGCAGGAGUCAAUAUGCUGACAAAGGCGAUGGCAUUGGAAUUGGGAGCACACAAAAUCAGAGUGAAUUCCAUAUCACCUGGACUUUUCAGAUCCGAAAUCACUGAAAGAUUAAUGGAAAAAGAUUGGUUGAAAACAGUGGCGAUGAAAACAGUACCCUUGAGAAGUUAUGGUACUUCUGAUCCAGCAUUAACAUCCUUAGCUCGUUAUUUAAUUCAUGAUUCUUCUGAAUACGUAUCUGGCAACAAUUUUAUCGUCGAUGCUGGAGCCACCAUACCUGGCCUGCCUAUUUUUUCCUCCCUAUAAACCAAGCAUAAUAAACUUAGAUUUUAGAUUCAUUUAACAACCCUUUUACACAAAACCUAAACUAAAAUAUUGUACUGUAAUCAAUGCUUCAUUUUACACAUGUAUUACCCCCAUAUAUUUCAGUUU
Molecule: messenger RNA, 582 nt
Organism: Vigna umbellata (rice bean)
Lineage: Eukaryota; Viridiplantae; Streptophyta; Magnoliopsida; Fabales; Fabaceae
Source: RefSeq, a predicted model, not a curated record